GUGAUUCUCGAGAAUCCAGGGGUCUAGACGCAAUUUUCCUAACAGACUAUUCAAACGAAAUACUACCACUUCACUCUGCAAACAAAAACAAUUGAGCUCUGGCUGCUUCAAAACCCAAAAACAAAAGGAAUGGGAGGAGUAACGUCGUCAAUGGCAGCAAAGCUGGCCUUCUUCCCUCCCAACCCACCGACGUACAACCUUUUAACGGACUCUACAACAGGACUAACGACGUUAAGCCUGUUCCCUCACAGAGAAAACGUGGAGAUAAUGAAGCUGAGCACGAGACGGGGGACCGAGAUCGUUGCUGUUUACGUGAGGAAUCCAAUGGCGUCGACCACUGUGGUCUAUUCUCAUGGCAACGCUGCUGAUCUUGGCCAGAUGUAUGAGCUCUUUAUUCAGCUCAGCAUCCAUCUCAGAGUCAACAUCAUGGGAUAUGAUUACUCUGGUUAUGGCCAAUCCUCUGGAAAGCCAAGUGAACAUAAUACAUAUGCUGAUAUUGAGGCUGCUUAUAAGUGCCUCGAAGAAAAAUACGGAGCAAAAGAGGAAGACAUCAUUCUCUAUGGUCAAUCUGUUGGAAGUGGACCAACUUUAGAUCUGGCUACAAGGCUACCUCGGUUACGAGCAAUUGUAUUGCAUAGUCCAAUACUUUCAGGAUUAAGGGUGAUGUAUCCUGUGAAGCACACAUACUGGUUUGAUAUCUAUAAGAACAUCGACAAAAUUCCUUUGGUCAGUUGUCCUGUCCUAGUAAUACAUGGCACAUCGGAUGACGUUGUGGACUGCUCUCACGGCAAACAACUCUGGAGUCUCUGCAAGGAAAAAUAUGAACCGUUGUGGCUCAAAGGAGGAAACCACUGUAAUCUGGAAGUAUUCCCUGAAUACAUUCGACAUCUCAAGAAGUUCAUAUCUGCAGUGGAGAAAUCACCUGCUCAGAGGAACCUUUGGAGGAGGAAUGCAGACCGGGUAGAACCUUCUAGAAGGAGCACCGACUGUUUCGAAGCUUCUAGAAGGAGCACUGAUCGGAGAGAGAAACCUCGGCCAAGUGCAGAUAGUAGUAAGAUUAUCAGAGGUAAUGAUUUUAGAGUGUUUAAUGCAUUGAGGCUGGAGAAGCUGAAAAUGCCAUUGGAGAGAGGGAGGAAGAGUAUUGAUCGGUUGGAUAGAAUUAGAGCUAGAUAAAGGUUUAUUUUCGGUGUAAAAAAAUAUGAGAUUGGUUAUGCUGGUUAGUGGGAAAACAAAGAAUGCAUAGUUGUCGUUGCAAAUUUGUUAUUUGUUUCAGUUAAGUUUGGACCAUUUUGGCAGACUAAAUGAGAAUUUGCAUAUUAAUGUUGACGAAGUUGUUUCUA
This is a messenger RNA of Asparagus officinalis (garden asparagus), 1340 nucleotides long. Its product is annotated as protein ABHD17B-like. The transcript is spliced from 5 exons. The coding region runs from base 130 to 1173 and encodes 347 amino acids. Lineage: Eukaryota; Viridiplantae; Streptophyta; Magnoliopsida; Asparagales; Asparagaceae. The record is from RefSeq and is a predicted model, not a curated record.